CAUAUUUAUGAUUAUUUACGUCAAAUAAACGUUAUAUCAUUCUUUACGAAAAAAGUCAUGAUCUCAGAUUCGUGUACGUCGGCAUUAAAUGAUACUUCUUCCCACGAUAUACUCUACUAUAAACUCAAUUUUCACGUAACUUUUUAAGUAUACGGUAUUCAGUGUCUAUUUAAUUUGUUGUACUAUAGUGAAGAAUGAAUAUGAAAAACCGCGCCAGUGACUUUGCAUUAAUUAUGUUAUUUAUUUUAAUCUUCUGUUUCACAUGUGUUUCAACUGCUCCUAUUGUUCAACCUUUUCAUAAUUUUUUUGUUCAUGUUACUUCAAAUAAAUGUGAUUUACCAAAGAAUAUCAAACCGUUUGCUCCUUCAGCUCGUGGUUGGUAUUUUUUAUCCGAACCACUCAGCCAAUGUGAUGGUGCAAAUGUAACUUUUGAAACGCAAACUUUAUGUGCCGAAAUUUUAGAAAAUUUUGUAAAUACCACAUGUACUACCAUAGAUCCAAAGUCCAUCCCUAAAAUUUCUUAUCGGCUGUCUUCGGAUGUUUGCACUGAUUUUGCUAAUUCUAGUAAUAUUAUACCGAAAAUUGAAGGUUAUGUUGGUGGAAAACUUGCUGAUAGAACUGUUUGUAAACUUGCCUGUGCUUCUCAGUAUGAAAUAUUGUGUAAAGUUCUCUUUUGGAGCUAUCAAGUACGUCAUCAUAUUGAAGCUGCAAUCGGUGCUGGCACUGAAAAUCAAAAUGACGUGAAGCAUCUUGAUCAAAAUAAGAUUGAUGUUGUUCAGGAUCAGAAUGAUUUGCAACCAUCUAUUGGAGCUAAGGAUGAAAUAUCCCCACAAGUGCAAUCUGUAGGAGCUCCAAAUGGUGUGUCAGAUGCUUCCUCCAUUGCUGGAGUAGAAAAUGAGAACCAAGUACUUCAGGAUGCCAAGCUUUCAGAUGAAAUUGCAAAGAAUGCAUUUGAUGACCAGAGACUAUUAAUACCUGAUUUCACAGGACAUGAUAAAGAAAAUCAUGAUCAAACCAUGAGCCCACAAAUGAAGGUAGGGAUGGUUUCUAGUACCACAAAAGAUCUCCCAGCUCCUAGUUUAGUCGAUGGCAAUAAGAAGACUAAUAAUGAUGCAGUGAUUAAAAGUAAUGAAAUUGCUAAUGAACAAAGAAAUGACGAAAACGUACCGCUUUCCUCCCUAAGAAAUGAUGUUAUAAGACAGGACAUUGAAGUAACUGUAUCAAAAAAUCAAAAUACUACUUCAAAUGCUGAAGAUACAGCUGCUAAGAAAAUAGCAAAAGAGAAACUAAAAUCGAAAAUAAAGGAAAAAUUUAAGAAGCAUGAAACGGCUCAAAAUGCAGUUGUUGGUGAAAACAAUGCUACUAGUCAGGCUCCCGUUACAAAUAUUGAUGGAGAUAUGCAAGCAGCAACUAAUGAAAAGCUGUCCAACAAUAGAGGUAGUCAACUUGAAACAAAAGAUCCAUCUCUCGGAAAGAAUAAAAUCGACCAUACUGAAAAGGAUUCAACUAGUAAGCUUGUACCCGAAACACCAAAAGAUAAUGAAGGAGGAAAGGUUGAACAUACUAAUUUGAGUAGUGAAAAAGCUGUUUCUUUCACAUCAAGUACCACUAGUAAUCCAGUAAAGGAUGGGCAGCUUUCUUCAGCCUCAGAUAUAUCCAUUAUCACGUCAAAUACAAAAGCUAACAAAGCUUCAGAUCAACAAAUCAGUCAAGGACUUAUGGACAAUAAAGACAUCACAUCCGCAUCUAAAACGGAAGUUAAAAGUACAGUUGAAAGUCAAGGUAAAGACGUUAUCCUUACAGGUGAAAGCAGUAAUGUUCCUAAUUUAGAAACUACAACAUUAGAAAUUACAUUGGAGGAAAUGGAUGAUGCAAAUGAGCUUCCACCACCAGUACAAGGGCAAGAUCAGUUUAAUUUGGAAAAUGGGGAUACUGAGGGGGAAUAUGACAGACCUGAUUAUGCCCCAGAUGGUGCUUUGCCACCUUCAACUGAAAACAGAAAAGUAAUUGCUCAAGAUUUUUUUAGCACUACUGAAAAGACGUCUGUAUUUAAUGAUCAACAAAAUGAUUUUUCAAAACUGUAUGAUGAUUUUAUUCCGAAGAAUAUUGGUGGACAAGUGUCGGAUGACAUUCGUAGACUUCCUCCUUUUCCCGAAGAAGAAGAUGGCCAUUUUUUUUUCUAUUUCUUGUCAAUUAUUUUAAUUCUGAUGAUUGGUUAUCUCAUUUUCCAUAAUAAGCAAAAGAUAAUAGCAUUGAUUGUUGAAGGACGUCAUGAAAGAAGGAGAAGGUCUUAUGGAGCUGGCUAUAAAAAGCUGGAAACGAAAUAGUUAUUUGUACCUAAAAGUUGAAGUCAUUUUCCAUUUACAUGAUUCAUUUUUUGUCACAUAGAAAUUGAUUUUAAUUGUCAUUUCUAUUACACGUAGUAAAUUAUAGUGUGAUGUACAGACUUUAGUAUCUAAGUUUUGUGAUUUAUUUUCAUGUGUACAAUAAAAUGAUCUCGAAGAGCUAGAAACAAUUUUGAUUUAUAUGUAAUAAUCAAACCUUUUGUGUUCAAAAAGUAGACAAUAAAAUAAUGUUCAC
Uloborus diversus is the source of this 2580-nucleotide messenger RNA. Its product is annotated as trans-Golgi network integral membrane protein 2-like. The record is from RefSeq and is a predicted model, not a curated record. The transcript is spliced from 8 exons. Bases 195 to 2327 code for a protein of 710 amino acids. Lineage: Eukaryota; Metazoa; Arthropoda; Arachnida; Araneae; Uloboridae.